Molecule: messenger RNA, 1554 nt
Organism: Ziziphus jujuba (common jujube)
Lineage: Eukaryota; Viridiplantae; Streptophyta; Magnoliopsida; Rosales; Rhamnaceae
Product: 1-aminocyclopropane-1-carboxylate oxidase homolog 1-like
Exons: 3
Coding region: 107-1282 (391 amino acids)
Source: RefSeq, a predicted model, not a curated record
GAAAAAAGGAAAAACAAAAAAAAACGUAAAACCAAGACAAUACAUAGGAAAAAAUAACUGAGAGAGAAAAAAAAAAAAAAAAACGUAAAAAAAAAAAAGGAGAAAAAUGGUGGCUACCACUACCGCUCCCACUAUCACUGCCUGCAGCUCAGAUAACAUUCAAGUUUCUGCAAAAACUAAUUAUCUGAAGGCAGAGUACUAUGAUCGAGCAAGCGAAGUGAAAGCUUUCGAUGAAACAAAAGCCGGUGUUAAAGGACUUGUUGAUGCAGGUGUUACUGAGAUCCCUCGUAUUUUUCAUCAUCCACAUAAUAAUGAAGAACAACAAUUCUAUGAGAGCUCUGUCCAUGAAGGUGGUGACACCCAGUUCAGCAUUCCAGUGAUAGACCUGAGAGGUGUUUCCGAUGAUUUAUUCCGACGAAAAGAGAUCGUGGAACGAGUACGGGAAGCAUCGGAGACAUGGGGAUUCUUUCAGAUUGUGAACCAUGGAAUUCCGACAAGUGUUAUGGAGGAGAUGAGAGAAGGGGUGCGUCGGUUUUAUGAACAAGACACUGAGGUGAAGAAACAGUUUUAUACAAGAGAUCCAUUGAGACCUGUGGUCUAUCAUAGCAACUUUGAUCUGUAUAAGGCUCCUUCAACAAAUUGGAGGGACACUUUUCUAUGUCCUGUGGCUCCUAAUACUCCUAAUCCACAAGAUUUGCCUGAGGUUUGCAGAGACAUACUUAUGGAGUACAAGAUGCAUGUGAUGAAACUGGGACUUCUACUGUUCGAGUUGCUAUCGGAGGCACUAGCGUUAAACCCGAAGCAUUUGAAUAAUAUGGGUUGUGCAGAAGGUCUUGGACUUCUGUGCCAUUACUAUCCUGCUUGUCCACAGCCAGAAUUGACAUUUGGAGCAAGCAAACAUGGUGAUAAGGACUUCCUCACAGUGCUGCAACAAGAUCGUAUUGGUGGUCUCCAAGUUCUAUAUAACAACCAUUGGAUUGACAUACCCUAUAAGCCCGGUGUUCUAGUCGUUAACAUUGGAGAUCUUCUCCAGUUAAUAACAAAUGAUAGAUUCAAAAGUAGCAAUCACCGAGUAUUGGCAAACCUUAUAGGUCCAAGAAUAUCCAUUGCAAGCUUUUUUUGCACAGGAAUGUUACCAACGACAAAGCUCUAUGGACCUAUUAAGGACUUAUUAUCAGAAGAAAAUCCUCCAAAGUACAGGGAAACAACAGUGAGAGACUAUGUCGCAUAUUACAACAAAGGCCUCAAUGGAACUUCUGCUUUGACUUAUUUCAAGAUUUGAAUAACUUGGCUCAGCAAAGAUAUGAAGAAGGGGUCAGUGCAAUCAAUAGUUUCUAGCUAGUGACAAUAAUUUCACAAAUGUUAAGGUUGUUUGUAUUUGUAUGUGUGUUUUAGAGGGAAAAAAAGAAAAAAAAAAAAAGAAGAACGGUUGUUUAUGUGUGUCAUAUGGGGACAAUUAUGCUAAAGCUACUGUUUGCCAGGACAAUAAUUCUAAGCUUGAAUCUUAUUUGGCUCAGUGAAGAAGACAUGAAGGGUUGAUCCUUUAAAAUAAUC